AUGGUUGUCCCUCUCGGCUCCCUUCCUUCAUCACGCGAUGGUUUUUACGCUGUGAACAACCAGUUUCUGGCUAACGGACCAAAAGGGUUCGUUGAGUUCAAGAUGCUUCAGAACGAGGACAUGUUCAUCAGGCUCGAUCUUCCCGGAGUUACUCCAGACGGCGUUAGGGUUCGCCUCGACGCGACGAAGAAAGCGGUGAUGGUGUUCGCCGACGCACCGAAGGAACACAAGCACGACUUCUCUCGUCGCGAGUACGGCACAACCUCCGGACUUGUUUGUGACUGCUGUGAGAUCUCUUCUUUCACCUCUCACAUGUCCGAUGGUGUUCUUCGCCUUCUCCUCUCCAAGACCAAAAUCCCCUCUCCACACCCUUCCUGCAUCGCUUUUCUUCGUGGACCUGAACAACAAGGUGGAGGUGGUUGUGGCUCGGGUAAACACAAAUUUCCCCAUGGCACGGAUCCACACGAUCCGGCUUUAACGGGUCGGAUAUUACAGCCACACCCAGCAGUGAACUAUGGGUCGGAGAUGGCUUACGAGUCUAAGCAGCUCCCGAACGGUGGUCUGUUCGUUCGUGUGGACAUGCCAGGAGUGCCUAAAGACAAGUUCAGUGUGUCCGUAGAGAAAGGGAGAGUCACUGUCUUUGGUCAGGCUCCUGCGGUUAGCCACGACUCUUCUGCCCGUUUGUACUUAGGUGACGUGGCUAUGCUGGCCUCUCCAAUCAACCUUCCUGCCCGUCGGAUUAAGACCAUCGCCAUGAACGGUGUCCUUCGCUUGAUCAUCCCUCCCGUUUGA
This is a messenger RNA of Arabis nemorensis, 792 nucleotides long. Lineage: Eukaryota; Viridiplantae; Streptophyta; Magnoliopsida; Brassicales; Brassicaceae. The record is from the annotation of a GenBank genome assembly.